AUGUCUGCUAUUACCUUUAACGUACAGGAUGUUGUGUUUUGGGCAGCGUACGUGCCUUGUGAUUCUCAGCACAAAGAUGCCGUUCAGCUAACCUUAGAACAAAUUGAUGUUAUCAGAAGACUGACCGAACAAUACCAUCCCAGGCUAACUUUAUGCACCUCGUCAGAAGAUAUCAAGAGUGCGCAUAAACAACAGCAGAUGUGUUCUCUGAUAGGCGUAGAAGGGGGCCAUUCUCUAGCUGACAGCCUGGCGGUGUUGAGGACCCUUUAUCAUAUAUGUAUUCGCUAUCUCCGUGACCCUGGAUCUCAAUACGGUAUUGGUCAGGAACCUGUUGUUAGUCAAGCAACGGUACCUCGGACUGUGGAUAGAGUUGUGAACAGCAUAGUCACACAGUCAAACGAAUGGAUCAAGUUUGCAACUACCAACCAUGAACUGAUAGAGCCCAAGCGGAUAUGGCAGAGCACGUAUAAAUUUCCGACAGCAAUUGGUGUAAUUGACUGUACACAUAUAGGAAUCCUGAAACCAAAUCGCCAUGGAGAUGAGUAUAUCUACCGAAAAGGGAAACCUACUUUAAAUGUGCAAGCCACUUGUGAUGCCAGAGAGAUGUUCACAAGUGUUGAUAUGGUGAUCAAAGAGAUGAACCGCAUCGGCAUGAUCGUAGACCUGUCACACGUAUCUGUCCACACGAUGCACGACGCCCUGGAGGUUUCAAAAGCGCCUGUCAUCUUCAGCCACUCAUCGGCGCAUGCGCUGUGCAACUCCACCCGGAACGUGCCGGAUGAUACAUUGCGGAAGUUGGCAUUGAACAGAGGUGUCAUCAUGGUCAACUUCUAUUCGUUGUUUCUUACGUGUAGGGAGGUGUCUACAAUCGCGGAUGCUGUUGAGCUGAUAGGAACAGGGAAAUGGACAGUGGAUGAUCUGAAAAAGCUGGCUGGCCUCAAUUUUCUCAGAGUAUUUCAAGAAGUGGAGAAAAUUAGGGACGAGUUUAGAAGGGCCAACGUACCGCCUUACGAGGAAGUAAUUACCCCUAGACCAAAGGAUAACAACUGUACAUCCCAAUUAGUUUAA
Molecule: messenger RNA, 1068 nt
Organism: Acanthoscelides obtectus
Lineage: Eukaryota; Metazoa; Arthropoda; Insecta; Coleoptera; Chrysomelidae
Source: the annotation of a GenBank genome assembly